UACCAGCUCCAAGUGAAGCUCCUCCGGUGCCUCUUUUUGCGGUCGUACGACCUCCCGCAGCUGUUUCCUUUUGACAAGUAUGUGGAAGACGUACAAGACAGCCAGGUCGCGCACCUCGUGGAGAUCGACAUCUCGAUGUGGAUUGUCCUCAUGGCCACGUACGCGCUCUUCUUCAUCUUCAGCGGGGAAUUGCUCUCAAACGGCGAGUUCAAGGCGAUCACGCCAGUGCGGUGGUGGGUGUUUAUCGGAUUUGCAGUGUCCCUGUGGACUUUGAUGAUCCUGCUCUUGGUGUACUUGCGCAAGUUGGUUCAGCUGUUGCUGCAGCACGCGGCCAAGAAAGUCAACAUCGUGCAGGACGGAUCGACGUCGUGGAUUCGCGAACAUCGCAACAUGGCGACUCCGGAAGCCAUGGCCGAAGCGCUGAGCCACGUUGUGCAAUACGAAGCAAGUUUGCCGCCGAUGCCUCCGCAGGAAGCCAUCGACAACAUGCGACGGAUCGCCGACGAGUUGAGCGACGAUUCGCACGACGCACACUUUCUCGCUCACUUGUUUGCGCACGACUUGCUGUGUGGACUGCUUGGGACCGUGGGCCGACGGAUGAAGCGCCGACGCAGUCCGUCCCCCACCACGCCCAAAGGCAAGCUGCAUGGCGUGGGGUCGCUCCAUUUGCCGUACUUUUCUCGAAAGCUCGUGCAUGUCCUGAUCCAGUUGCUGUUUGUCAUGAACGGGUUCUACUACGCACUCUUUAUCAAUUGCGUGCUGUACUUGGACGGGUUCAACGGCAUGGCAGUGAUCAAGGCGGCGCUGGUCGUGAUCCCAUUGCUUCUCAACACGUUUGUGGUCGCCCCCAAGAUCACACGGGAGUUUUCCAUCAUCAACAGCCUCUUCCGCGUCGACGCACACAAGCUGAGCGCGAUCGUCGAGCAUUUUGCCGAAGUCGAAGCCAUGAAGGACGACAUGGCUCGCCAAGUGUUGGACCACUUGCACCACACGCACCAAACGCUCGCCGACCUCGCGGCGGCGCUCGCAAACGCAGACGCGACCGACGACGAUGCAGGCGACGGGUACAUUGAGAUGGAAGUGCUGCGCGGCAUCUUGAAACAGUUUGGGUUUCGCUUCCAACGCCAAAAGUUCACGACCCUCGUGCGCCUCGAAUUUGCCUCGAAAGGCACGACGAUUCGAUACCAGGACCUCCUCACGCUCUUGGGAGACACCGAAGUGAGCAUGCGGCAGCAGUCACGCCAAGUUCCAACAUUAAUGUCGUUCCAGUCGUUCCAACUCCCGUCGCAACCUGCACCCGAACAGGGUCAACCAGGCCACCCCGUUCCCCCGACCACCGUCCGUGAAGCCGCGUUUUUCGUUUAA
Aphanomyces invadans is the source of this 1365-nucleotide messenger RNA. RefSeq lists its product as hypothetical. The record is from RefSeq and is a predicted model, not a curated record. The transcript has a single exon. NCBI's taxonomy places the organism in Eukaryota, Oomycota, Saprolegniomycetes, Saprolegniales, Verrucalvaceae. The annotation marks the transcript as partial.